Nestor notabilis (Kea) is the source of this 758-nucleotide messenger RNA. RefSeq names its product chromosome unknown open reading frame, human C2orf47 (gene MAIP1). The annotation marks the transcript as partial. Lineage: Eukaryota; Metazoa; Chordata; Aves; Psittaciformes; Psittacidae. The transcript has 4 exons. Gene Ontology annotation, cellular component: mitochondrial inner membrane. Gene Ontology annotation, biological process: inner mitochondrial membrane organization; protein insertion into mitochondrial inner membrane from matrix. Gene Ontology annotation, molecular function: ribosome binding. The record is from RefSeq and is a predicted model, not a curated record.
GCCUUUUCUGUUGUUUCAAAGCUGCUGUCUCAACGUAAACUUGACCUGCUGGAUGAACUUGUAUCAGCAGAGGUACUUCAGGUGCUGAAGGAAAAGAUUUCUUUGCUCCCUGACAGCCACAGGGAUGCUUUAGCAGCUGACAUUGAUUCAAUCAUGUACACAACAGAAGGAGAUGUUCGCAUUUACUAUGAUGAUGAUGGAAGAAAGUUUGUUAGCAUCUUGAUGUGUUUCUGGUAUCUGAAUGGUGCUAACCUACCUGACGAAGUACCAGGUGAAACCAAAGUUUUCCAGAUUGUGUUUGGAGAUGGAAGUUCAAAAGAAAAGAAACAUCUUUUAACAGCAAACUAUGAGUUCCAAAGAGAAUUUACAGAAGGAGCAAAACCAGACUGGACAAUUACACGGAUUGAACAUCCAAGGCUAUUAGAAUAAAUGCCUUCUACAGUCUUUUUGUGUACCAUUGUAGAUGUUCAGUCUCUUUGGGUUUCCCCCCACCACCACUUUCCCCUCCAAAAGAGGGAUGAAUUUUGUAUGUUUGAUUUCCCAAAAUUGUUCCUGAAACUUACUCUGCUGCAGCAUUACAAUAAAGCCUUUUCCCUGGAGCAGGGUAGUACAGGUUUAAUUGGUACUGGUGCUCAUCCAAGACAUUUACACAGCAGUUUCACACAGGCUAGUAUUAUGGGUAUGUUGACUUUGCACAUUCUGAGAAGAAAUGAUUCCACUUGAAGAUAAACAACACUUUCCUGGCUUGUGGCCCCUCU